Dipodomys spectabilis (banner-tailed kangaroo rat) is the source of this 2953-nucleotide messenger RNA. It is a transcript of the gene Bmf, whose product is annotated as Bcl2 modifying factor. The transcript is spliced from 6 exons. The record is from RefSeq and is a predicted model, not a curated record. Lineage: Eukaryota; Metazoa; Chordata; Mammalia; Rodentia; Heteromyidae. Gene Ontology annotation, cellular component: myosin complex. Gene Ontology annotation, biological process: negative regulation of autophagy; positive regulation of apoptotic process; apoptotic process. The coding region runs from base 177 to 743 and encodes 188 amino acids.
AGCGCUCCAGCACCGGAUCCAGGACCUGGCACCCCAACAGCGGGGCUGUCCCCCUCCUCCCCGACCGCGUCCGGGCGCGCAGCCCCCCGCGAGCGCCCAUCACCCUGGACCCUGGCGCCGAGCCCUGGCAUCGCCAUCCGGAGGCCGAGACUCUCUCCUGGAGUCCCCCAGGGGAGAUGGAGCCGCCUCAGUGUGUGGAGGAGCUGGAGGACGAUGUGUUCCAAGCAGAAGAUGGGGAGCCAGGGACCCAGCCCGGGAGUCUGCUGUCUGCUACCCUGUUUGCCCAGAGCCAGCUGGACUGCCCCCUCAGCCGGCUUCAGCUCUUCCCUCUCACCCACUGCUGUGGCCCUGGACUUCGACCCACCAGCCAGGAAGACAAGGCCACUCAGACCCUCAGCCCGGCCUCCCCCAGCCAGGGUGUCAUGCUGCCCUGUGGGGUGACUGAAGAGCCCCAGCGACUCUUUUAUGGCAGUGCUGGCUACCGGCUCCCUCUCCCUGCCGGUUUCCCCGCAGCCCAGCAGCCCCCCGAAGGCCACCGCGUGGAGGUGCAGAUCGCCCGGAAGCUGCAGUGCAUCGCCGAUCAGUUCCAUCGGCUUCAUACGCAGCGGCACCAGCAGCACCGGGACCGAGCCUGGGGGCAGGUCCUCCUCUUCCUGCACAACCUGGCCUUGAACCGAGAAAACAGGGACCGGGCGGGCCCCAGGGCCUCAGCCAGGGAUGGGGCCUUUGUCAGACACUGUUGACAGCCCGGCCGGGGACUCCCGAAGCUCUGACAAGUGAAUUCCUCCUUCAGCACUGCUGGGAGGCGGUGACCGCGUAGCCCGGGCUCCAGGAAGUGGGCGCCAGCUUCUCUGUAGGAACUUGGUGCAGAAAUAGGAGGCGCUGUUAGCCCUUCCCCGCCGCGAGCGGGGAGCCGCGGGUGUGACGGUCCCGCUGCUUUCACUCACCGGGGCCAGCUGGCCGCUUCCACGUCUGGAGUCUCGCGUGACCCCGUCAGGGCCAGCCCAGGGGCUCAGGGAUUCCUUGUCCAGACCCCGCCAUUCAAAGGUGCCAAGAAAUGAACCAGGCCUGCUUUCGUCCCCACAGAGACCCCCAGAUCGGUGCUGAGAUGCAGAGCCUGCUGCCCCCCCCGUCUUGGGACACCCUUCCUCAGCUCUGUUCUCAGAUGACCCAGCGCUUGGCCUGUGUCCGCCCUCAGCAUAGCCAGUGCGGGACACAGGGGGGAGAGGUUGCAUGGGGUGGGGGGGGGCUAGGAAAUGGGGUAACCACGCCACAGGUAAGAGAGGACCCCAGGCCGGCUGGUUUCGGUGGAAACACGUACCUCCAUCCUUGUACCCCAUUCCUUUCUCAAAGUUUAGGGGGGCAGAGGAAGAAGCCAGAAGAGUGGCUUUGUCAUCUGAAACGUGACUUCUGAAGAACCGGACGAUGGUUAGAAGGGGAGGGUGGGCAUGCACGUCCUGUCCUGCAGCUUCCAGAGGAGCAAGCCAGAACCCCGGGGGUGCCCCGCUCCUCUAGACUUCCUUCCGUCUCCGCCACAGUGCCGGGAAUUGAAGGCCGCCACUGGGCCGCUCUGCUGGCAGACGCAGGAAGCUGUUAACCAGACUCUGAGGAAUGAAAUGAUCAUCGUCGCCUAUGAGAGAAAAGAUGACGUUGGUGCUAAUGAUGAAAGCAUGAAGACCCAAAGACCAGACGGCUCCCCUGGGCAGACAAGACUUCAAGCAGACUGGACUCGAGAACCUGAGCAAGUCGGAGCUGCUGCAGCCGUGCAGGGAGGAGCUCACCACGCCUGUGAGAGGACCGCCGGGCAGGUUGUGCACUGCACAGGGCGUCGGCGGAGGGAGCAGACGCAGGCUGAGCUGCCCUGUGCUUUGCUGCCGUGUGUCCGACAGGGAGCAGCCGUCUGUCCCGCCCGGGUGCCUUUCCUAAUUUGCACAAAGGUACCAUACGCCGUCACGGUGGUCCACGCGUGAACGCCGCUGUCCUCCCAGCGGGGGACAUUACCUCUUCUUCUCAAGAACCAUAUUCUCAGGGUGCGUGUCAGGUUUGCCCGGCCUCGCGGGGGCCGGGGACGGGCUUGCGAUGGCCGGUGCAAGGCCCAGCCUUCCUCGCGUCCCGUGCUGAGCGUCGUGACUGCGGCCGCUGCGUGGCCUUCCCUUGUCCUCGCCGGGGCUGAGACGGGCAGGCGGCCGCCGUGUGCUGUGUGCGUGCGCCCCCGGGCACCAUGGCUGGCCGCUCGUAGCCGGUCUGAGUGAGUGGUCCGGACCUCCGUGCGCAGGCGGAGCCAUCCGUCUCAGAGAGCUGGCCACGCUCGGUGGGCGGCUGCCCCGCUGUGCUGAGCUCUGGGCCUGGAGAUGGCCGCGUCCCCCGCGCACAGGGUCGGGGAGCGGGCGGACGCCGGUCCCAUGCGCUGGCUGCAGCUCAGGCCAUGCCGGGAGAUCCCACUGAAUCACAGGCCAGCCAAGGCCAAGCCAGAACCCUUCUGUCUCCCCCUCCAAACACCAACCUGGAUGGGGCCAUGGCUCCAAGGUAGAGCCCCCUACCUCUGUCCAAAUGCCCCAGGAGACCCUCUGGCUGGCCCUUUUGAUUGGUCCUGAUUGCCCCUGUCCUCUGCUGGGUGAGCUGGCUUUACAUUCCCCUCCCAGUCCAGCCUCAGGAGAUAGUCUCUCCAUGUCCGCCCCCCCCCCCAUGUUCCCCUCCCCCACCAAGACCCUGGCUGUCUCUAGGGAGGGGUGGAGGUUUGGAUUGAGAGGCCGGAGGGGGUGAUCUGGGUACUGUAACGGCAGAGGACGUGGGGGGAUUUUGUGGGGGGCUGAGGAGUAGGUGGGGGAGAGGGUUCAAAUCCCCUUCCUAGUGCAGCAUGCCCCCAAACAGCUGAGUUCAGGGCCACUAGUAGGGAUUUCUAGAAGCCAAACAAAACUCCCCGACCCCCAGGCCAGACACAGACCCCCUUCCC